Messenger RNA from Zeugodacus cucurbitae (melon fly), 1026 nucleotides. RefSeq lists its product as uncharacterized. Gene Ontology annotation, biological process: DNA integration. Gene Ontology annotation, molecular function: nucleic acid binding. Lineage: Eukaryota; Metazoa; Arthropoda; Insecta; Diptera; Tephritidae. The transcript has a single exon. Bases 1 to 1026 code for a protein of 341 amino acids. The record is from RefSeq and is a predicted model, not a curated record.
AUGGCUGACUUGCCAAAAGAACGCAUCCAGAGCUCGCGCGCCUUUGUCGUAACAGGCGUAGACUACUGUGGACCAUUUUAUUACAAACCCGAAACGCGUAACAAAGCACCUCAAAAAUGCUACGUGAGCGUCUUCAUUUGCUUCGCCACAAAAGCUGUAUGGAUGGAACUAGUAAAGGAUCUCUCAACCGGCUCUUUUCUUGAUGCACUUAAGCGCUUUAUAGCUACUCGUGGUAUACCAAGUUGCAUCUGGUCAGACAACGCUACAAACUUUGUUGGCGCCAAGAACGAUCUGAAAGAUUUACGCGAACUAUUCCUUAGUGAAAAUCAUAACAAACAGAUUCACGCAUACUGUCUCGAUAAUGGAAUUGACUGGCGGUUUAUACCCCCACGAUCGCCACACUUUGGUGGCCUCUGGGAGGCAGCAGUAAAAAUGGCAAAAAAGCACUUCUAUCGUUCUGUUGGUGCAUCGCUUCUUGGUUUUGAUGAAUUACGCACUCUAGUUUGUCAAAUCUCAGCGAUUAUUAAUUCACGACCCCUUGUACCACUUUCAGAAAACCCAGAAGAUCUUGAUGUAUUGACGCCCGGGCAUUUCCUUAUUGGCGGCCCUCUUAUCGCUAUUCCUGAGCCUAAUCUCACACUUCUAAACUACAAUCGUUUAGAUCGUUGGCAGCGCUCUACCUACAUACAACAAAUAUUUUGGAAGCGGUGGAGUGAAGAAUAUCUCACUAAUCUACAACAGCGCACCAAGUGGCAGACACCUCGCUUAAAUAUCCAGAUCAAUGACAUCGUGUGCAUUAAGGACGAGAACUCAGCACCUCUCAAGUGGCCUUUAGCUCGUGUUACAGAAAUCGUUACUGGAGCAGACGGUGUUGCGAUAGUAGCUAUACUACGCACAGCUGCCGGCAUAACGCGUCGAGCUGACAGCAAAUUGUGCAUCCUUCCUGUCAGAGAUUCUCUUGAAAGUGGGACCUUUCAACGGGGGGAGGAUGUUCGGAGCAGCUCCUUCCAAAAUAGAACGCACUAG